Messenger RNA from Spea bombifrons (plains spadefoot toad), 933 nucleotides. RefSeq names its product mas-related G-protein coupled receptor member H-like. NCBI's taxonomy places the organism in Eukaryota, Metazoa, Chordata, Amphibia, Anura, Pelobatidae. The record is from RefSeq and is a predicted model, not a curated record. Bases 1 to 933 code for a protein of 310 amino acids. Gene Ontology annotation, molecular function: G protein-coupled receptor activity. Gene Ontology annotation, biological process: G protein-coupled receptor signaling pathway. Gene Ontology annotation, cellular component: membrane. The transcript has a single exon.
AUGGAAUUAAAUAAGACAGACCCUAAUCUUACCGAUUAUUAUGAUGGAGGAUACGCUGGGAAUUCAGUCAUUAAUUUUACUAUAGCCAGCUCUGUUUCCAUAGCCCUCUGUCUGGUUGGAAUGGCAGGAAAUAUUGUUGUUUUCUGGUAUCUUUGCUUCAAGAUCAAAGGGAACAAAUACACCGUUUAUAUUAUCAAUCUGGUGGCAUCUGACUUAGGUUUUUUAAUGUUUACAGCACUUUUAAUGGUACUACAGAUUUAUUCACUGAAUGGACCUGAAACUUUUACUAUGACAUCUUAUGUCAACUUCUAUCGUUUUGUAGAAAUAUGUCAUGACAGCAUUCAAUAUUCAGGGAUGUUUUUCCUCACAGCCAUCAGCUUGGAAAGAUGUCUGUCUGUCAUUUUUCCCAUGUGGCAUCAUUUCCAUCGACCAAAGAACCAAUCAUCUAUCACAUGCUUCCUACUUUGGAUUGCUGGAUUUGCAGAGGGUCUCAUUGGGAAUUUUGUGUGUCCGCUAGAAAGUUUUAUACAUCCAACAAAAAACUGCACAGUAGUUCAAUUAAUUACAUUUAUUAUAGACAUCGGUGUCUGUCUGCCAUUGAUGGUCCUGUCUAGCCUCACCCUAAUAAUCACCAUCAAAUGGACCUUCGGGGAUCAGUACCCUUCAAAACUUUAUAUCAUAAUAAUUGUUGCUGUCAUUGUAUUUAUCUUGUCAGUCCUACCAUUUCGUUUGUUGGUUUUUUUACAAUACUUCAAACUAUUUCCCUUAGAUGUUUACUCCACAAGUCUCUUUUAUGCCAGCGUGUUUAGCACAGCACUUAAUAGUACUAUAAACCCUUACAUUUACUUUAUGGUAGGAAAACAAUGGAAACAAAAAUCUCAAAAUUCCAUACAGGAUAUUCUUCAAAGGGCUUUCGUAGAUGAGGAGAAGUAA